Molecule: messenger RNA, 3892 nt
Organism: Leptopilina heterotoma
Lineage: Eukaryota; Metazoa; Arthropoda; Insecta; Hymenoptera; Figitidae
Exons: 9
Coding region: 702-3776 (1024 amino acids)
Biological process (GO): monocarboxylic acid transport; transmembrane transport
Molecular function (GO): monocarboxylic acid transmembrane transporter activity
Source: RefSeq, a predicted model, not a curated record
UUCACGGUAAAUGGUUUCAUCUUCUUCAGUUCGUUCUGUGUUCCGCACUAGGGUUAAUCUCAAAUCUAAUUUCAUCCCCCUAAACAGAGAGAGAGAUAGAGAGUGAGAAACAGGAAUAGUAAAAUUUUAUCAAUGAUUUUUUCAUUAUAAAUGAGAAAAAGUCAUUUAAGAAAAAUAAUAUUCCUCCAUUGUUAAAUUCGGUCAAGUGCGGCUUUUUUUUCAUUCAUAAAAGUGCAUUCUGUUUAGAUAUUUGAAAAGGAGGCGCUCUUUUGUCAUCGCACACACCAUAAUCAUCUAGCUAAUUCUAUUUUUAUUUGAAUUUUUUGAAGAAAUAAAAGAAAGUGAACUCGGGAAAUCUUUCUGGAAAAGAAGAUUGGAAAUAUCAUCUAGAAUUUCAAUCAAUUGCAGUGUUGGCUGAGAACACUCACCCAGUAGUGGCACAGUAUCGUAAAACAAUGGAGAGUUUCAAAUCCAUAUUGUUCUAUUUUGGAACAAAGUAUGGAGUGACUCAAUAAAAAUGGAAAAGGCAGAUCAAGAAGCGUGUAUGCUGAGGGAUUCGACACCUCGGAGCCGGUGCGAGAACCGUCGGAAGGUCCUUAUGGUAGCUGACGGUGUCGCGGGUGCCGUGCCAAACGAGAUUCAGGGGUUAAAAGGCUGGCCGCGUCGCUGGAGCCAGUCGACAAAUACCUAUAUUUAGAAGAAUGGCCGACAGGAACCGAAACUUCCUUCGUGACAAUCCUAGCGACGCGGUGAAACAACAUCUCAAGAAUCAUAAUAAUCACAAUAAUAAUAAUGAUUCAGGAAUUGUCAGUCCACCACGAAAAGAGGGUCUCUACGUGAAGAAAGAUGCCAGCAAUUAUCAACGCCUCGUUAACUAUCAAAAGGAAGAAAUUCCACAAAAUAAGGACACAGAAUCAAUUGGUUCAAUAUCACGUGAUCAAAAAAAUAAGGACAAAAAACGUGGACCAGCGCCCAUUGUUGGCUGGCACAAUGGCAGUCCCACAGUAUUUCCCAGUUCACCACUUAGUUCACCCGAUCAGGAAAUAUUUGAAAAAUCCCCCAAAAAAACAACAACUCUUUCAGAGAAUACAAAAAUUGAAUCCAAUGGCAAUAAAUCGAAAUCAAAUGAAACGAGAAGUUCGUCCAGAAGUUCUGGAAUUGGACAAGAUUCGAAUAAUACAGAGAAUCUCAGUAGCAUUGCCGAUGAACGGCUAAUGUUAAAUACACCACCAUUUACAAUUGAUGGAAGUGAAUCAUUAACACCCGAUGGAGAAACACAAUUUACGACAAAUGAUGAUUUCAGUAUUGGUGAUGAGUUUCGUGAUAAAAUGGAUUUUUUGAGUCCAGUUACCGAUUGUACGGAGGAUAGAAUACCAGCGACUCCUGUUGAUAGUUAUUUGACGUCGCCAAAUCUUACCGUUGGUCCAAGUCCCACUGAGAGAAGUGAAAAUGAAACGGAGACAACAAGAAAAUCACCGGAGAAAACACAGGGAAUACUGGUUCAUCGAAAAUAUUCUGAUCCUGAAAAAAUUUUGAUAACAAAUCCCGGUUAUAUUGAUGUUGAUAAGAAACGAGACUCGAUUGAUGGUGGGGAGAGUAUACUGGAGAUAUAUGACGAUGAAGAUGGUUUGGAAUCGUUGAACGAUGAAACGGAGGAUAUUAAACCAAAGAUACCUGACGGCGGUUGGGGUUGGGUCGUAGUGAUGGCGUCAUUAAUAAUUUCCAUGGUGGCCGAUGGAGUUUCUUUCAGUUUUGGUCUAUUGUAUAGUAAAUUCCUAGAGGAAUUUGGAGCCUCAAAGGCUAAGACUGCUUGGAUUGGGUCAUUAUUCAUGGCGGUGCCUCUACUAUCAGGACCUGUGAUGUCAGCAUUGGUUGAUCGUUACGGAUGCAGGAAUAUGACAAUAGCUGGGGGUUUUAUAUCAGGAAUGGGAUUUGUUUUAAGCAGCUUCAGUAACAGCAUUGAGGUAAUGUACCUGACUUUUGGCGUCAUUGCGGGACUAGGUUUGGGUUUGUGUUACGUCACUGCGGUUGUGAGCAUCGCUUAUUGGUUCGAUAAGAAAAGAACUCUAGCUGUAGGUCUAGGGGCUUGCGGUACAGGUAUAGGUACAUUUGUAUACGCACCAAUGACUUCGUUUUUCAUUAAGGAAUACGGUUGGAGGGGAACUAUACUCCUAUUAGCUGGUACAUUCUUCAACAUGAUUGUCUGCGGUGCAGUGAUGAGAGAUCCAAAAUGGUGGAUUUUAGAGCAGAGAAAGCAGAAUUUAGGUUCACCGAAGAAAUCAACGGCGAGAUCGGAUGGUGCCAGAUCACCGAAUACUCCAGUCGAGGAGUUUCCCGGUGUUGAGGAACUUCGAAAAUUACUCAAGAGUGGAAAAACACCUGAGUAUUUGUUGCAAAGUUUGAGAACGAGUACGGAAACACCAACGACUGUUGACGGAGGGGGAACAUCUUUUAGGAGUGUUGUCAAUUUGCCGACUUUCGUGAGACAGAGUGAAAAGGUGCCUUUGGAGGUUCUAGAAUCCCUUUCUUCAAAUUCAAGACUGUAUAACGUAAUUUUGGAAAACUAUCCCAGUAUUUUGCUGUGCAGAUCCUUGUCCGACAAGAAGCUCGAUGAUUGGAAUCCUGAUGUAUUCAAUAAGCGAGGAGUCACAAUGUCGAUGAGGUUACAAGACUGGAUAAAGCAAGCAACGGACAAAGCAAAGCGAGCCCAAAAUCAGACGAAGGAUUCUCGUCCUGGUUCAACUCAUGCAUCAACGAAAGUUCUUGCCACCAGAAGAAUGUCUAGGAAGGACCUGGAGGAAACGAAUCCGUUAUUGGCAAAAGAAGUAGCUCAGGCUAUGGCUGAAGCCGAACGGGCGAAAUCCGUAUCGAGACAUCAUCUACCUGGAAUUUCAGGUGGCGUUGUUAGAACUGAUUCAUUGCCCUGGCUUAGGAGACAGUUUAGUACAAAUACUCAUUACUUCAAGGAUAUUCGAGUGCACAGAAAUUCUGUUAUGUAUCGAGGUGCUGUAUUGAAUCUCCACAAGUAUAGACUGAGAGCUAGUAGCUGUCCGAAUAUAUACAGAAACAGUAUGACGACUUUGGCAAAGGAGAGCGAGGAGAAAUGGUACAGUGAAUUGAUCGAAUUACUAAAAGGAAUGAUGGACUUUUCAAUGUUUCUCGAAUUACACUUUCUUUUACUGUCUUUGUCGACAAUUUUACUAUUCACCUGGUUCAUUGUCCCCUAUUUUUAUCUCGUUGAGCAUCUCAAAAGGAAUGGACACUCGGAGGAUGAGGGUUCUUUUUUACUUAGCAUCAUUGGAAUUACAAAUACAAUAGGAAUGAUUGGUUUAGGCUGGGCUGGCGAUCAACCUUGGAUGAAUGUCAGCAAAACCUACACUUGUUGCCUCGUUGCCUGUGGAGUGGCAACAUGUCUAAUGUCAUUUUUAACCUACAACUAUUAUUUCAUGAUAAUUGUCUCGGCAUUUUUUGGAUUAUUUUUUGCGAGUAAUUUUAGUUUCACACCGGUAAUUCUCGUUGAAUUGAUACCAUUGGAGAGAUUUACGACUGCCUACGGUCUGAGUCUUCUUUGUCAGGGUAUUGGCAAUUUAUUAGGACCACCAUUAGCGGGAUUACUUUUCGAUAUCACCGGUACAUGGGAUCUAUCAUUUUUCAUGGCUGGUGGUUGGAUUAUUUUCUCAGGAUUUCUCAUGGGAUUUAUUCCUUACACCACCAAUAGAAAAAUCUGGGGCAGUGGUCCAGUGGAAAUGGAGAAGGAAAGAGAGGCGUAUGCUUAGGAAAAAUAAUUUCUCCUUUCUGUUAGUUUUGAAUAAUAUAUUUAAGGGCUAAUUCCACCAAUCACAAUUAAAAGCUACAUGGUACAUAGUACGCUGUACCACAAAUGCAUUAAAUU